AUGAGUGUGGGAGCUGAAGAUGCUCACGAAAAGAUGGUCGAACAUCUUCGACUGGCUGAAACUGCUCUUCAAGCAAAUGAUUUGACUGAAGCCGAGAACAACGUCACGAGGGCGUCGAUGUUUCAGACUCAGAUCAACGAUGAAGACUUGAAAAUUAGGUAUAAGGUAAGUUAACUUCAAAUUUAAUUUUCUUGUUUUGAAAGGUUUUUUUAAAAUUAUAUUCAUCUUCUAGGCCUUAUACGCUCGAAUUCUGGAUAAAAACAACCGGUUUGCUGAAGCAGCUCUUCGAUAUUAUGAUUUGUCUGCCAGACCUAACUUGACUUCAUCUGACAAAGCAGAAGCGCUUCAGAAUGCUUUGAAUUGUACCGUGCUUGCAGCUCCGGGGAUGCACAGAACGAGAUUGUUGAAGUUGUUGGUCAAAGAUGAACGGGUUUUCAACUUUGUCGGAUUCGGUAUUGUACAGAACAUGUCUAAAGAAAAGCUAAUUGAUCCGGCUUUGGUAAGUUUUUUUUAUGAUUCUUCUAUAGUUUUGUGUUUUAUUAGGGUUGUUAAUUAUAAUUUUACUAGAUAAUAUUUGGUUUUAUGGUUAUUAAGUGAUAUUUACCCUAAACUUCUUUAAAACAAGUUAUUUGACUGUAUUAUUUACUAUAAAAUGCUCUAAAUAAGUUCUCUUUUUAGUUACCUCAAUUUGAAGCUUCUCUAAAACCAGAACAAAAGAUUAAAGACAAAGAUGGCAACACGCUACUGGAGAAUGCUGUCUUACAACACAAUUUACUGGCCGUAUCUCGUAUCUACAAGUGUGUGUCGUUUGAUGAUGUGAGUGAGCUACUGGGUAUUGCACCUGAUAUGGUAGAGAAAGCUGUAACGAGGCUGAUUUCUACUGGAAGUUUGGCUGGUGAAGUGGAUCAGAUCGAGCGGUUGAUCACUUUUGAUGGUAAGGUUGACUUAAAAUCAGUUACCUUUUGAAAAUGUAGUUGAAAAUGUUUGAAAAAAGAAAGGGUGUUAAGGUAUUUAGAUUUGUUUGUCUAGAAUAAUAUAAUUAGUGGCGUGAAUAGUAAUUUUAUUGUUUAGAGCCAGAAAAGAAGUCUCCAAUCGACUGGAACUCUUAUGUCAUUUCGGUAUGUGAUCAGACCAACAAAGUCAACGAGCUCAUCUCUGCCUAUCAUCCAGAAUGGUACGCUCAGCACGGUCAAGCCCGUUAA
Messenger RNA from Bursaphelenchus okinawaensis, 1202 nucleotides. The record is from the annotation of a GenBank genome assembly. Lineage: Eukaryota; Metazoa; Nematoda; Chromadorea; Rhabditida; Aphelenchoididae.